AUAGUGAAGGAUGAUGCACUCAAACAGGUUAUUCGAAACAGAGUUGCUCUUAAGCAACCAUAUGUUGGAGUUUUCGUUAAACAGGACGACGAAAAUAAGGAAGAAAUAGUGUCUUCGUUAUCACAGCUCUACAAUGUUGGAUGUUUUGCUCAGAUCAUAGAAAUGCGUGACCACGGCAAAGUUCUGGAAUUGGUUUUGAGUGCUCAUAGAAGAAUACGCAUAUUGGAACCUGUUGAAGAAGGAGCUGCUGAAGAACCGCACAAAGCUCUCAAUGGCCGAAGAGUAGGAUAUAGAAAAAAGGGAUCAUCGCCACCUCCUAAGCCAUUGCCUAACCCAGCUGAUCGAACAUCAAUCUUGUUAGCUCGAACAGAAAAUGUUAUCGCAGAGCCUGCUGAAAGAAACAAUGAAACAAAAGCGAAGAUGCAGGCUGUGGUGCAAACUAUUCGUACUGGAAGACAACCAAUCAGUACAGUCCUGUAUGGUAUAACUCAUGUUAACGGAACUACCUUCGACUGGUUGACAAACAUUCCAUGGGGAAUCACCUCAGAAGAAAAUAGCGAUCUGCAGAAAGCGAGGAUUGCAUUGGAUAAGGGUCACUAUGGAAUGAAAGACGUGAAGGAGCGCAUUCUCGAAUUCAUUGCAGUGAACAUGCUAAAUUUCCGCUUUCUCAUGGUUCGAACCGAAAAUCCGUUGGUGUUGAUUGAUGAGGUAGACAAGAUUGGUAGUGCUGGUUAUCAUGGAGAUCCAGCAAGUGCUCUUCUCGAGUCCCUCACGGAGGAUCAGUUCGUGAUAGAAGAUAGUGCUGUCGAAGACAUUAUCAAGCAUUACUGUCGCGAGUCGGAGUCCGCAAUUUACAAGAGCACAUUGCCAAACGGUAUUUCCGCAACCGCACUGCAAAUAGCCGAUCGUAUGAGUGCAGGUUCUGAAGCUCCGGUUAUCAUGGGUCUAGCUUGGACAGCUAUGGGUGGCUCUGCCUUGUAUAUAGAAACAGUACUGAAACGACCUGUAGAUUAUUCAAGUGAUAAAGAAGGUACUUUGGAGGUCACCGGAAAUCUUGGUGAUGUGAUGAAGGAGAGUGUAAAGGCUGCCCUAACGGUCGCCAAAGGGAUCCUUGCUAAAGAUGAACCGGACAAUAGAUUCUUUGACAAGGCUCACAUUCAUAUUCACGUGCCAGAGGGAGCUACACCAAAAGAUGGGCCCUCUGCUGGAGUUACCGUGGUUUCUUCUCUGCUGUCUCUUGCUUUGAAUAAACCAGUUGUACAGGAAAUGGCUAUGACUGGGGAGAUAUCGUUGACAGGAAAAGUUCUGCCUGUUGGUGGUAUAAAGGAGAAAGUCAUUGCGGCACGAAGAGUCGGUGCCAAGAGGAUAUUCCUGCCCGAGGAGAAUCGAGAGAUUACGACGACCUGCCAGAUUUUAUGA
Ostertagia ostertagi is the source of this 1419-nucleotide messenger RNA. The record is from the annotation of a GenBank genome assembly. NCBI's taxonomy places the organism in Eukaryota, Metazoa, Nematoda, Chromadorea, Rhabditida, Trichostrongylidae.